This is a messenger RNA of Ornithodoros turicata, 618 nucleotides long. RefSeq lists its product as uncharacterized. The record is from RefSeq and is a predicted model, not a curated record. NCBI's taxonomy places the organism in Eukaryota, Metazoa, Arthropoda, Arachnida, Ixodida, Argasidae. Bases 1 to 618 code for a protein of 205 amino acids. The transcript has a single exon. Gene Ontology annotation, molecular function: nucleic acid binding.
AUGGUUGAACGCUUACACCGCUGGAUUAAAACAGCCCUCAAGUCUGUAUCCCCCGCUUCCUGGACCGACGCCCUCCCCCUCAUCCUGCUGUCCCUUAGGGCCACCGUCAAGGAGGACCUGCAGUGCUCACCCGCACAGAUGGUUUACGGGACUACUUUACGCCUGCCUGGCGAAUUCUUUGCGCAUCCCUCGCCAAUCGUCCAUACCGACUCGACAACCUACCCUGAACGCCUGCGCACGGUCAUGCAAGCCCUACCAGCCUUCCGACCCCGCUCACCUGCGCAGCCCUUCACCUAUCGCCACCCCCUUCUUGAAACGGCUUCUCACGUCUUCAUUCGCCAUGACGCGCCCCGAAAGCCUUUGCAGCCCACAUAUGACGGUCCCUACAAGGUUCUGCAGCGGUCACCGAAACAUUUCACGCUUCAGCUCGCUGGCCGCCAAGACACGGUAUCUAUUGACGGGCUGAAGCCGGCCUUCAUCGAAAGCCCCGUUGACGUGUCUCUUGCCACCACGCCUCCCAGUUUGCCUCCACAUCAAUUUCUUCCAGAAGACACCCCGCAGCCAGUUCCCCGUCGCCAUGUUCAUUGGGCUCGUCCCCUCAGCACCACUCACCACUGA